CGUAAGCAGUGCCACAUCAGCAGUGCCACGUCAGACACAGUGCCACAUAAGCAGUGCCAUGUCAGCAGUGCCAUGUCAGCAGUGCCACGUCAGACAGUGCCACGUCAGCAGUGCCACGUCAGACACAGUGCCACGUCAGCAACAUGACGGGCCUGCCAGGCCAACUGGCCAAUGAGCCCAUUGCCAAUUACGAAAAGCGCUUUCAGGCUCAGCUCGCUGUAAUCGAGGCUGAGGAACAACGCCAGCUGGCAGUCAAGGCUGCCCAGCUACAGGCUGAAGAAGCGGCAACAGCAGAGAAGCUGCGGCUACAGGCCGAAGCAGACGCAGAUGCCCAGGCUCGCCGCAAGGAAGCCCAGGAUCUGCUGCUGCGGCAUGAAGCCGACAGCAUCGAGAGACUCAAGUACUGGCACUUUGAACCGAACGGCGACGAGCCAACACCGGAAGAGCAGCAUAGGGAGUUCAUGGCCAAGCUCGUGACCAGGUUGGUUUAUACUUGUAACCACCUACAGUCCGAGCUGGCGAACCUCCAGCGGGCCGUGCGGAACCAUAAGACUCAGCACGAGGAUGCCACACGGGCACUGGACGCCCGUGUACUGGACCUGGAACAGGCUGUACCAGGACCAGAUGCUGGGGCUUCCAGCAGUGCAUCUUCUAGCCGCCAACUGGAGGAACGCGUUGACCACGUAGUGGCAAUGCUAGGAGACAUAAGUGCCUUCACAGAGCCGGCCACCAUCAGCCAGCGGUUCGAGCUGCUGGACACCAAAAUCAGUCAGCAACAGCAGACCGACCACAGCCGCAACAACAGCUCGGCGAGGCCAUACAAGAUGUCGACGUUCCGGAUCGAGAAAUUUGAUGACUACACACAUCAAGACCCGGUCGUCUGGUGGCAAGGAUUUACAACGGAGUUGGGGAUUCACGAGGUCCCUGACCAUCUGUUCAUCAGUGCUCUGUUCAUCAACACCAAGGGAGGAUGUCAGAUCUGGCUCAGCCACAUGGCAACCAUCCACGGCGUCCAGGUUUCAGACCUGUACAAGAAGGUCUCCUGGGAAGAUAUGACAAAGGAAUGGAAGAAGCGGUUCAUCGUCGACGACGCCCCGGCACUUGUCAUCAACCGCAUCUUCACGAUGGCUCAAGGGAGCACACCGACACGUGACUGGCUCACGGAUUGGCAGAAGAUCGUGGCGGCGCCCGAUUUGGACUUGCCAUUCCCGCAUCUGCGACGGGAAUUCUACAACAGGUCAUGCGCCGCUCUCAGCCUCGCACUUGGUGAUCGCGAGCAGUACAGCACUUUCGCGGAGAUAAUCUACAAGGCGAGAGAGCUCAUCAAGACCAACAGGGCGGCUGCGCACGAGAAGUCCACGUGGCAGCCAACCUAUGUGGAGAAGGUACGAACUGGUCCGCGACAGCAGCAGUUCGCUGUAGUCCACCGGAGUUUGGAGGAGCAUGUGGAACACAUGCGCACCGUUUUGGAGCGGCUACGACAGGCCAAGUACAAAGCAAACCGCGACAAGUGCGAGUUCGCAUGGCAGGAGCUGGAGUACUUGGGACAUUAUGUGACGCCGCAAGGCAUCCGUCCGCUUGCGGACAAGAUCGAGGCCCUACGAGUAUGGCCCGAGCCCACCAACACCACGGAAGAGUUUGCACUGGAACAGGACGUUUCACGCAAACUGCUUCCUAAGUGGUUUGGACCUUGGUCUGUGACAGCAGCCGCGGGCGAUGAGCCCGAUGGCCCUUCAUUUGUGAUCAACAUUCCAGAGCAUCUGACGGUCCAUCCGGUCUUCCACGCCUCGAAACUGGCAACAUACACGCCAGCCAAGAGCGACGACUUUCCGGACCGACGAUCGCAGGACCCUCCUUCUAUGGAUGGUCAUCAGGAAGUUGACCGCGUCAUCACCGAUCGCAAGUACGGCAGCAAGCCGCGGCAGUACAAAGUCACAUUCAAAGCAUGCGAUCGUGACGACACUCGGUCGAUUUCAGGCGCAGAUUUGAAAGCAUCCGCACCGCUGAUCUACGCACAUUAUGAAAGUCGGAGGUUAGCUCAGGAAGCUUCACGACCAGCCCCUCCCACCCGGACUGUGGUCCCUCCCUCAGACAGACAGCUUCGCCCUCGCAGGUAAGCUCGGUUCUUCAAGGAGGGGGGGGUGUGGCAUACUGCGUAGCCACACGGGCCCUGCAGGGCCCGUCCCGGACAUUCAGCCUAAAAGCCUA
Messenger RNA from Chara braunii, 2208 nucleotides. The record is from the annotation of a GenBank genome assembly. NCBI's taxonomy places the organism in Eukaryota, Viridiplantae, Streptophyta, Charophyceae, Charales, Characeae.